Penicillium argentinense is the source of this 507-nucleotide messenger RNA. RefSeq names its product putative ubiquitin conjugating enzyme. The transcript is spliced from 3 exons. The record is from RefSeq and is a predicted model, not a curated record. NCBI's taxonomy places the organism in Eukaryota, Fungi, Ascomycota, Eurotiomycetes, Eurotiales, Aspergillaceae. Gene Ontology annotation, cellular component: endoplasmic reticulum; cytosol. The coding region runs from base 1 to 507 and encodes 168 amino acids.
AUGGCGACUUCACCCGCCGGCCGCAUGCUUUCCCGACAGCUAUCGCAGAUGCAGUCCGAUAAGGACAUCCCCGGCAUCAGCGUUGGCCUGGUCGAUAAUAACGUCUUCGAGUGGGAAGUCAUGCUCAUGAUAUCGGACGACGUCAAGCUUUAUGGAGGCGGUUUCUUUCGUGCUCGCCUUUCCUUUCCUUCGGAAUACCCGCAUAUGCCACCCAAGAUGAAGUUCGAGUCUCCCCUCUUCCACCCGAACAUCUACCCGAACGGCGAGGUCUGCAUCUCUAUCUUGCACCCACCCGAGGAGGAUAAGUACGGUUACGAGUCUGCCGCCGAGCGCUGGUCGCCCGUGCAAACCCCCGAGACCAUUCUCCUGUCCGUGAUCUCGAUGUUGUCUAGCCCGAAUGAUGAGAGCCCGGCAAACGUGGAGGCGGCCCGACUGUGGCGCGAGGACCCGGCCGAGUUCAAGAAGCGUGUCCGCCGCUGUGUGCGUGAGAGCACUGGAGAGGAGUAG